GUUUCAUAUUAUUGACUGAUGACAAAAGUCUGCAACUGCGUUUUUAUAAAGCGGAUUGAUUCGCUUCUAUCUCUCCCAACAUUCCUGAGAAACCAAGAAAAGCGAAUCUAGUGUUAAAGAUGGCGAUGAAGAAGGCUAAAGAGAUCGUUUCUAGCAAUGCGGUCGUUGUUUUCAGCAAGUCUUAUUGCCCAUACUGUGUGAAAGUGAAGGAUCUUUUGAAGAAACUGGGAGCUAAAUUCAUCGCCGUCGAGCUCGACAAAGAAAGUGAUGGUACCCAAGUUCAAUCAGCUCUUGCAGAAUGGACAGGACAACGCACCGUUCCUAAUGUGUUCAUAGGCGGAAAACACAUCGGUGGCUGCGAUUCGGUAACCAACCUGCACAAAAAUCGUAAGUUGGUUCCUCUGUUAACUGUGUUGGAGACGGGGUCCACCCACUCUAAACCCGUUUCAAGAAUCCGGUCAAAUAUCAUAAAAAUUCGACAAGGAGACAACAGGUCCACGGAAGUUGAGGGCCCGUCUCGAGCUAGGAAGACUGUCCAUGCCGAACUGAACACGAUCAAAGCAAAAUCAGAUAGGAGAUCAGGACAUUAAGUAUGGUCGUAAAGAUAUUUGAUACUCUCCAGAGAUCAUGUCGUUAUUAUGAUUCACCAUCAGCACCCAUAAAAGAAGGAACAAGGAGAAAGAGAUGGAAAUCCGAAUUUCUUCAACUCAAAUUGGGAAAAUUCCAUAAAAAUACCCUAACUAAAUUUUGUUAAGCU
Molecule: messenger RNA, 757 nt
Organism: Raphanus sativus (radish)
Lineage: Eukaryota; Viridiplantae; Streptophyta; Magnoliopsida; Brassicales; Brassicaceae
Product: glutaredoxin-like
Exons: 4
Coding region: 120-590 (156 amino acids)
Biological process (GO): cellular response to oxidative stress
Cellular component (GO): cytoplasm
Molecular function (GO): glutathione disulfide oxidoreductase activity
Source: RefSeq, a predicted model, not a curated record